AUGGUUACCCUAACUGCACACUUAACUCCAAUCACAAUCGCCAAAACCAUGCCUUCACAAUCAUCUCUAAAUCACAGUUGGCCACCCAACUACAGUCGACACAUGGCUAAGAAUGUCUCCAACGGAGUCACCAAUGAAGACAUGACGAUCAAUCUGCUCCAAACACAGUUGGAGGUGUCACUUGUGAGGGAAGAGAUUGCAAACGACCUUCGUGAACUACAACACAACGUCACUGGAGACUUGGACGCCCUAAACCAUGAAGUCGAUGAUGUUAGGGCAGGUCAACUCGAUCUGUCUAACAUGGUUGCUGAUUUGAAGAAACAUUUGUGUUCACUACAAGCAUCAUAUGUCAACAUCGUCUUGGGUAAAAAAAAGUGCAACAAAGUCAGAUGGGUUGUUGGGGUUUUUGUUGUCGUUGUUGUGGGGGUGUUAACCUACAAGCUCUUAAAAUGA
Molecule: messenger RNA, 453 nt
Organism: Lactuca virosa
Lineage: Eukaryota; Viridiplantae; Streptophyta; Magnoliopsida; Asterales; Asteraceae
Source: the annotation of a GenBank genome assembly